This is a messenger RNA of Dinoponera quadriceps, 2575 nucleotides long. It is a transcript of the gene Zw, whose product is annotated as glucose-6-phosphate 1-dehydrogenase. The record is from RefSeq and is a predicted model, not a curated record. Gene Ontology annotation, cellular component: cytosol. Gene Ontology annotation, molecular function: glucose-6-phosphate dehydrogenase activity; NADP binding. Gene Ontology annotation, biological process: pentose-phosphate shunt, oxidative branch; glucose metabolic process. The coding region runs from base 550 to 2118 and encodes 522 amino acids. NCBI's taxonomy places the organism in Eukaryota, Metazoa, Arthropoda, Insecta, Hymenoptera, Formicidae. The transcript has 7 exons.
UAAUUUUCAGUAUUUGAAGUAGAUCCGUUUUUGUGAAAAUUUUGACUCAGCACGGUUUUCUUGCUUCUUUCUUUUCUGCAGAGAGCAAAAAUGUUCUCGCCAAGUGUACAAGAGUGCAGAGAAACAGGUUUCGCGUAGAGAGGGUAAAAUUGCGCAAAUCAUGCCAACAGCGGCUAAAAUGGUAUUCUCAGGAUUCGCUGUAGUUUUCCAUCGUAGCAAUAAAAUAAUUGCAGAACAAAUCAUCACGCCGAAAUAAAUGGCGAUGUGGGGGGAUACGGAUGACGAUUUUCGCUUACGGGGGAAUCAGCAGAUCUCGGUCCGAGAAAUAUAGAGAGGGGGGACUUUAAGGGAACGGGAAAAUGUUGCGCGAUUAGUGUAGCACGGCACAUUACUCCGCGCGCUUAACCUCAAAUUCGUGUGUAACGAUAUCGUUUUGGCGGCAAGGUCUCAUCUCCGAGUCCGAAAACGUUGGCUAUUCGGCGUGAAAAGUGACGAACCUUCGCAAACAGGUGGGCGUGAAAGGAAUUUCCACAGUGAAACAAAAGAGCAAUGAUGGCAGAACACAGAAGAAAGACAUCGACGGAGGAGAGCCUGCAGUACAUCAGGCAAUCCCUGAAAUCAGAUGAAAUGGAUCAUCUGGAAGGAACUCACUUCGAUAGGCAUAUUCCGCAUGUGUUUGUUAUCCUCGGAGCAUCUGGUGAUCUCGCCAAGAAGAAAAUCUAUCCGAUCCUCUGGUGUCUUUUUCGGGAUAAUCUACUGCCGAAACCCACCGCAUUUGUCGGAUACGCCAGAUCUUUGUUAACGCUGGGACAGCUACGUGAGAAAUGUGAUCCGUACAUGAAAGUGAAGUCAGAUGAGAAGGCGAGAUGCGAAGAAUUUUGGAAGUUGAAUCAUUACGUCUCCGGCAUGUACGACUCGCAUGGCGACUUCCAGAAGCUGAAUAAUGAAUUAACGAAAUACGAAGAAGGAGACGUCGCACAUAGGAUCUUUUACUUGGCGUUACCUCCGACUGUAUUCCAGACCGUUACGGUGCACAUAAAAAAUGCCUGCAUGGCACCGAAGGGUUGGACGAGGAUCAUCAUCGAGAAACCGUUCGGUAACGACGCUGCCUCGUCGAAGGUGCUCUCCGAUCACUUGGCGUCGCUAUUCAACGAGGAGCAGAUCUAUCGUAUCGAUCAUUACCUUGGCAAGGAGAUGGUACAGAACCUGAUGACGCUGCGCUUCGGCAACAGGGUGUUCAACCCGACGUGGAACCGGGACAAUAUAGCCUCGGUGCAGAUCACCUUCAAAGAACCGUUCGGCACCGAGGGUAGAGGCGGCUAUUUCGACGAAUUUGGCAUCAUUCGCGACGUGAUGCAGAACCACCUGCUGCAGAUCCUCUCGUUAGUAGCUAUGGAGAAGCCGGUUUCUUGCCACCCGGACGACAUCAGGAACGAGAAAGUGAAAGUUCUGCGAUGUAUCAAGGAACUCGAGCUCGACCAAGUGGUUCUCGGUCAGUACGUCGGCGAUCCUGAAGCGGACGAUUCAAGUGCGCGUCUGGGUUACUUAGAUGAUCCCACGGUGCCGUCCGACUCCAACACGCCGACGUUCGCGUUCGCGGUGCUGAAGAUAAACAACGAAAGAUGGGACGGAGUACCGUUUAUCCUCAGAUGCGGCAAAGCUUUGAACGAGCGAAAGGCUGAAGUCCGAGUCCAAUAUCAAGAUGUAUCCGGAGAUAUUUUUGACGGGAAGGCGAAAAGGAACGAGUUGGUGAUAAGGGUACAGCCGGGCGAAGCGUUGUACGUGAAAAUGAUGACCAAGUCGCCCGGCAUCACGUUUGACAUGGAGGAAACUGAACUGGAUUUUACUUAUAGCAAUAGAUACAAGAGCUUGAAAUUGCCGGACGCAUACGAGAGGCUGAUCCUGGAUGUCUUCUGCGGAUCGCAAAUGCAUUUCGUGAGAAGCGACGAGCUGAACGAAGCGUGGCGUAUAUUCACGCCGUUGCUGCACCAAAUCGAUAGAGAGAAAAUCCGGCCAAUUCUUUACAAAUACGGAUCUCGAGGGCCGAAGGAAGCCGACGACAUGGCAAAGAAAAAUAAUUUCGCUUAUUAUGGCUCGUACAAAUGGGUGAAGCCAUGACCUCGAUCGUAUCGUCAAUGUGAAGAGAGAUUCAUGUCGCACCAAGUACAAAUUUUGGCAUAAAUCUACAACGUAGUUGGACACUGUGAUCGUCACAUCCCGAAAUUUCGACAGCUAUCUGUUGAUCUGUUUGCAAUUUUAUAUAUAUAUAUAUUUUUUUUAUAUGUAUGUGCACAUAUCUGUGUUUUUAUCUAUGUGCACAUAUCUAUUUUAUCUAUCCGAUCUAUGAUAGUUUAAACGUUUCAUUUUCUAUCGUGCGAUUUCGGUCUGAAGAUACCUUGCGAAGAAAUGAUUUCGCACACUUCCUAAUUAUAUAGAUCAGUUUUAUUAAAUCUUAAUAAUUUAAAUAUGAUGCCAAUCGCGUAUUCUGUACAAGAUAUUUAAUAACAUAAAUUAUACAAUACUAGGAUUUUUGAGAUUAUCCAAUUACAAUGACUAUAAAUAAGAGAAAGUUGAA